Malaclemys terrapin pileata is the source of this 6192-nucleotide messenger RNA. It is a transcript of the gene TNRC6B, whose product is annotated as trinucleotide repeat containing adaptor 6B. NCBI's taxonomy places the organism in Eukaryota, Metazoa, Chordata, Testudines, Emydidae. Gene Ontology annotation, molecular function: nucleic acid binding. Gene Ontology annotation, biological process: miRNA-mediated post-transcriptional gene silencing; positive regulation of nuclear-transcribed mRNA poly(A) tail shortening. Bases 254 to 5767 code for a protein of 1837 amino acids. The record is from RefSeq and is a predicted model, not a curated record. The transcript has 25 exons. Gene Ontology annotation, cellular component: P-body; nucleoplasm.
UUUAUUUUUUAAUUGUAUUUUGUUUUCAGUUUAAGGGGUUCGCGCUUCCCCGGCGGGUGAAGCGAGCGGGCGGGAGGAGCCGCCCCCGGCGCCGAGAAGAAGGGGGCUACGCGCACCACGGCGGCGGCUCCUCGGCGGGUUUUGUUUUUGCACUGAAUGUAGCCAGGACGGAUCCCUGUGGGCUUUAGCAGCCCGAGGAAACUGUCAAAGGCACUAUUUUGCAUUUCUGCAGUUUUGCACAGAUUCUGUUCCCAUGCAAACUGAUGAGGGAGAAAUACUGGAGGAAGGCAGUCCCAAGAUGGAACAUGAGGAUUUUGUAAUGGAAGGGCAUGGCAAGACUCCACCUCCUGGUGAAGAAAACAAACAAGAGAAGGAGCAAGAAAGGGAAGAACAGUUAAUGGAAGACAAGAAAAGGAAGAAAGAGGAUAAGAAAAAGAAGGAAUCUACUCAGAAGGUCACAGAUCAAAAAACCAAAGUGCCCGAAGUGACGAAACCAAGUUCAAGCCAGCCAGUGGCCGCCAGCCCAAUUGGCAGCUCUCCAUCGCCACCAGUCAAUGGUGGCAACAAUGCCAAAAGGGUGGCAGUGCCGAACGGACAACCGCCUAGCGCCGCCCGCUACAUGCCUCGGGAGGUGCCGCCGCGAUUCCGUUGCCAGCAGGACCACAAAGUGUUACUGAAACGUGGGCAGCCCCCUCCACCAUCCUGUAUGCUACUUGGGGGUGGGGCAGGGCUUCCUCCCUCUUCAGCACCUGGAGCAAACCCAAACAACGCACAACCAGUGACAGGAGCACUGCUGCAGAGCGACAGUGGGACUGCAACAGAUUCAACAAUUGGAGGUGCUGCUGCUUCAAAUUAUGCAAAUUCCACUUGGGGUUCUGGAGCCGCCUCCAACAACGGCACCAACGCCAACCCAACUCACGUCUGGGACAAGGUGAUUGUAGACGGGUCUGACAUGGAAGAGUGGCCUUGUAUUGCUAGCAAAGACGCUGAGUCUUCUUCCGAAAACACCACCGAUAACAACAGUGCCUCGAACCCUGGCUCAGAGAAGAGCACUGUGCCAGGAAGCACCACUAGUAACAAAGGAAAAGGAAGCCAGUGUCAGUCUGGAAGUGCUGGGAACGAAUGUAAUCUUGGGGCCUGGAAAUCUGACCCCAAAGCUAAAUCUGUUCAAUCUUCCAACCCUGCUGCAGAGAGUAACAAUGGACUAGGAAAUUGGAGGAAUUUGAGUGGGCAGGACAGAAUAGGCCCUGGUUCUGGCUUCAGCAACUUUAACCCAAAAAGCAACCCAUCUGCCUGGCCAGCACUGGUUCAAGAGGGCAAUUCUAGGAAAGGGAUUUUAGAGUCUGAUAAUGGUAACGCCAAUGCACAGAUUAGCACAGUAGGUCAGACCUCUAGGGAACAGCAGUCAAAGAUGGAAAACGCGGGUGUUAACUUUGUUGUCUCUGGCAGAGAACAGGCUCAAAUACAUAACACUGAUGGACCAAAAAAUGGAAACACUAACUCCUUGAACUUAAGUUCGCCAAACCCUAUGGAGAAUAAGGGAAUGCCCUUUGAAAUGGGCUUGGGGAACCCCUCCAGAAGCACUGACACCCCUUCACAAAGCACUGGAGAAAGAAAGACUGGGAGUGUUGGAUCUUGGGGUACAUCUAGGGGGCCUUCUGGAACUGACACAGCCGCUGGACAAAGCAAUUCUGGAAACCAUGGGAACAAUGGAAAGGAUAGAGAGGACUCCUGGAAAGGAGCUUCUGUUCAAAAACCUAAUGGGUCAAGAAAUGAUUCUUGGGAUAACAACAACAGGUCUAUGGGUGGUGGGUCUUGGAACUUUGGCCCUCAGCACUCAAAUGAAAAUAAAUGGGGUGAAGGGAACAAAUUGACAUCUGGGGUCUCUCAGGGAGAAUGGAAACAGCCGUCUGGGUCUGAUGAACUGAAGAUUGGAGAAUGGAGUGGUCCAAACCAACCAAAUUCUAGCACUGGAGCAUGGGACAAUCAAAAGGGCCACCCCCUUCCUGAAAACCAAGGCAAUUCCCAGGCUCCCUGUUGGGGAAGAUCUUCCAGCUCUACAGGAAGUGAGGUUGGAGGUCAAAGCACUGGAAGCAACCACAAAGCAGGAAGUAGUGACAGUCACAAUUCUGGACGCCGGUCAUACAGGCCUACGCAUCCUGAUUGCCAGGCAGUCUUGCAGACUUUGCUGAGCAGGACUGAUUUGGACCCCCGUGUGCUUUCAAACAAUGGCUGGGGCCAAACUCAAAUUAAGCAAGAUACAGUUUGGGAUAUUGAGGAGAUGCCAAGACCUGAGGGGAAAUCUGAUAAAGGAACUGAGGGGUGGGAGAGCUCUGCCACACAGACAAAGAACUCAGGGGGCUGGGGCGAUGCACCCAGCCAAAGCAAUCAAAACAAGUCUGGAUGGGGUGAGCUCUCAACCCCCACAGAGUGGAAGGACCCCAAAAACACAGGAGGAUGGAAUGACUAUAAGAACAACAAUUCUUCUAGCUGGGGAGGAGUAAGACCAGAAGAAAAGACCUCUUCCUCUUGGAAUGACAAUUCCAACAAAGAUCAAGGGUGGGGUGGACGGCAACCUAAUCAAGGAUGGUCUUCAGGAAAGAACAGUUGGGGAGAGGAAGUUGACCAAACAAAAAACAGUAAUUGGGAAGGUGCAGGAAACAAACCAGUGUCGGGUUGGGGUGAAGGUGGGCAAAAUGAGAUUGGGACUUGGGGUAAUGGGGCAAAUGCAAAUACCGCUUCAAAGGGCGGAUGGGAUGAUUGUAAAAGAACGCCAGCAUGGAAUGAGACUGGUCGACAGCCCAAUUCCUGGAAUAAGCAGCACCAGCAGCAGCAGGAGGCUUCUGGCUCCUGGGGUCCACCACCUCCAGGUAAUGGGCGACCACCAAAUCCAAACUGGAACAGUGGGCCACAGCCAGCUGCCCCCAAGGAUGAGGAACCCAGUGGCUGGGAAGAACCUUCUCCACAAUCGAUCAGUCGGAAAAUGGAUAUUGAUGAUGGCACUUCAGCAUGGGGAGACCCUAGCAGUUAUAACUACAAGAAUGUGAACCUGUGGGACAAGAACUCGCAAGGGGGACAGGCUCCACGAGAACAAAGCCUGCCUACUCCAAUGACUAGCAAAUCAACAGCAUCAGUCUGGAGCAAAAGCACACCACCUGCUCCAGAUAAUGGUACAUCUGCCUGGGGUGAGCCAAAUGAAACCAGUCCCGGGUGGGGUGAAGUAGAUGAUACAGGAGCAUCGACAACAGGCUGGGGGAAUGCACCCUCCAACGCCCCGAAUACCAUGAAACCUAGUUCCAAAUCUAUGCAAGAUGGCUGGGCGGAGAAUGAUGGGCCAGUAGCAGGAACACGUCAUUCAAGCUGGGAAGAGGAGGAGGAAGGAGGAGUCUGGAACACAGCAGGCUCUCAAGGAAGCAGUUCCUCCCACAACUCAACAAGCUGGGGGCAAGGAGGAAAGAAACCACAAAUUAAGUGUUCAUUAAAAGGAGGAAAUAGUGAUUCAUGGAUGAACCCUUUAUCCAAACAGUUUUCAAACAUGGGAUUGCUAAGUCAAACUGAGGACACUCAAGGCAGUAAGAUGGACAUGUCUGUAGGUGGUCUCCCAGAUAAGAAAUUUGAGGUGGACAAACGAGCCAUGAACCUCGGGGAUUUUAAUGAUAUAAUGAGAAAGGAUCGAUCUGGGUUCCGUCCACCUAAUUCCAAAGACAUGGGAACCACAGAUAGUGGGCCUUAUUUUGAGAAGGCUGGCAAUCAUGGUUUAUUUGGAAACAGCACAGCACAAUCGAGGGGCAUGCACACACCAGUGCAGCCACUAAACCCUUCCCCCAAUAUCCGGGCACAAGUGCCUCCCCAGUUUCUUUCCCCCCAGGUUUCUGCCUCCGUGCUCAAGCAGUUUCCCAACGGUGGCUUGAACCCAGGUCUUUUCAAUAUAUCUCCUCAACAGAUUGCUAUGCUGAGUCAGCUUCCAAAUAUUCCUCAGUUUCAACUAGCAUGUCAGCUUCUUCUUCAGCAGCAACAGCAGCAGCAGCAGCAGCAGCAACAGCUGUUACAGAACCAGAGAAAGAUUUCUCAAGCUGUACGACAGCAGCAAGAGCAACAGCUUGCUCGUAUGGUGAGUGCCCUCCAGCAGCAGCAAAGGCAGCCUGGCAUGAAGCAUUCUCCAUCCCAUCCAGUUGGGCCUAAGUCACAUUUAGACAGCAUGGUACCCAAUGCUCUGAAUGUGGGUCUCUCAGAUAUACAGACCAAAGGGCAAAUACCUGGAUAUGGUUCUGGCUUUGGUUCAAGUGGCAUGGAUUAUGGCAUGGUGGGAGGGAAAGAAGCUGGAUCAGAAUCUCGCUUUAAACAGUGGACUUCUAUGAUGGAAGGGAUGCCCUCCGUAGCUUCACAAGAUGCCAAUAUGCACAAAAAUGGCGCAAUAGUGCCCCCUGGAAAAGCCCGUGGAGGAUCGCCCUACAACCAAUUUGACAUAAUCCCAGGCGACCCGCUGGGUGGCCAUGCAGGCCCUGCUGGCGAUAGUUGGUUACCUGCCAAAUCUCCACCAACGAACAAGAUCGGAAGCAAAUCCAGCAAUGCUAGCUGGCCUCCAGAGUUCCAGCCGGGAGUGCCAUGGAAAGGUAUUCAAAACAUUGACCCUGAAUCUGACCCCUAUGUGACCCCUGGAAGUGUGCUGGGGGGUACAGCCACCUCUCCCAUUGUAGAUACUGACCACCAACUUCUGCGGGACAACACCACAGGGUCUAAUUCUUCCCUCAACACCUCGCUGCCUUCACCUGGUGCCUGGCCCUACAGUGCCUCUGACAAUUCCUUCACCAAUGUUCAUAGCACUUCAGCAAAAUUCAAUGAUUACAAAUCAACAUGGUCCCCAGAUCCCAUAGGACACAAUCCCACUCAUCUCUCCAACAAGAUGUGGAAAAACCAUAUUUCCUCAAGGAACACUACAGGGCUGCCCCGCCCACCACCUGGCCUGACCAACCCCAAACCAUCAUCUCCCUGGAGCAGCACAGCACCCCGAUCGGUCAGGGGGUGGGGGGCACAGGACUCAAGGCUUGCCUCUGGUGAGAAGGAUCUCCUGAUAGCAUCAUUGCUCGGCCGUGAGGGGUGUGUGUUAUACAACGCUAAUGGUGUGGAUAUGAUGCGGCCUUCACAAGAGAGGAAGUUGCGGUUGCCUGCCUCUACCUGGAGUGAUGGUGGCUCAGUUCGUCCUAGCUACUGGCUGGUUCUUCACAAUCUCACUCCACAGAUCGAUGGGUCAACCUUGAGGACGAUCUGCAUGCAGCAUGGCCCACUGCUGACAUUCCAUCUGAACCUGACCCAGGGCACCGCCCUAAUCCGAUACAACACCAAACAGGAGGCGGCCAAGGCCCAGACUGCACUGCACAUGUGCGUGUUGGGAAACACUACCAUCCUGGCUGAGUUUGCCACAGAUGAGGAGGUUAGUCGCUUUCUGGCACAAGCUCAGCCCCCGACACCUGCAGCAACGCCAAGUGCACCCGCAGCAGGCUGGCAAUCCCUGGAGACAGGACAGAACCAGACAGAUGCAGUUGGACCUCCUUUGAAUCUUUUUGGUGGGUCAGCAGGGCUUGGGCAGUGGAGCAGCAGUGGUGGCAGCAGCAGUGGGGGCGAUCUCUCUGGCGCUUCAUUGUGGGGGCCCCCAAACUAUUCUUCAAGCUUGUGGGGGGUCCCAAGUGUAGAGGAUCCCCACAGAAUGGGCAGCCCUGCUCCCUUACUACCUGGAGACCUUCUGGGAGGAGGGUCGGAUUCAAUCUGAACUUAGAACUUUCAACUCUGACCUCGUGACCUUUUUUGGAACAGCAGCAGCACUAACUUGACCUUUUCGUUUUUUUUCAACUUGCAAUAAAUACAUUUUUAAAAGGAAAAAAGAAAACGGAGAGAGAAAAAAGGUGGGUCAUUGACAGACUGUCUGAGCACAUAGUUGCCUCCCUUAUGUAACUUCAGUUUUUUCGUUUGGAAUAUGAAUCCAAAAAGAGAACAUAUCACUCUUGAAAUACUUGAAUCAUGAACGCCAACUUAGAAAGACAAUGUGAAGCAAGUACACAUACCAUUUAAAUUUAAACACAAAAAAUUAAAAAAAUUAGUUUCUAGUUUUUCACUUUUUCAUGUUAUACGGAAGUUGUUGCUAAGAAACAUAUAUACUGAAAAAAUAGCUUUUUAACUUUGUUUGCACUGGGUGUG